CGUCAAUGUUCCAAGUUUCACUUCCACGUACGUAUACACACCAUUGUCACGUUUAUCAAGUGUAUACUGUAUACAUAAGCCAGUCGUUUGCGUGGUGGUGGGCCAUGAGCCUCCAGAGCAGCAGAAGAGUCGCGCGCUGCACCAUCCGCGCGUCUCUUCGUCUUCCCCUCUGGCCGACGUACCUCGGCCCCCGAUAUCGCGUCUCCGCCGCCUCCAUCAACUCCAACAAGCGAACGACGCUACGCUUCAGCUGCACCGCCAGCACCUCCUCUUCCUCACCCUCCUCGACAAGCACCACGCCUUUUGACGCCGCCGCCAGUCUCGUGGAAUCAUUGUCAUCGUCAUCUUCUUGUUUUCAGGCGCUCGCGUCGCGACAGGGAAACCAAUUCGCCAGCCCGCACCAUCACCACCCUCAGCGCCGGCGCCUCCGCGGCUUGUCACGACCUUUUUUUCGCCGUUCCUCGCAAGCGUUGUCGGCAUCGUCGUUGUCGUGGACUUGUCCGUCGCCCCAGCAGUCACGCACCAUCAUCACCACCACCACCUUCAACACCAACACCACCAUGGCCGGCCCAGUGACGGACACAGACGGAGGAGGCGGAGCAGCACCAGCAGCACCAGCAGCGGCCACGGGCAGCACCGGCGGCAACAUCACCGCCCGCGACAAGCUCCUCAUCCACGUCCCGCAGCCGCCGCCCCCGGGCUUCCUCGACGCGCUGGCGGCGCGCUUCCCGCAGCUGUCGGUGCGGUGGGAGAUUGCGGGCUUCGACCCCCUGCGCAGCGACCUGGCCAGCGCCGACACGCUGCCGCCCGAGGUCCUCGACGGCGUCACCAUGCUGUGCGCCUACCCGCCCGCCGCCGCCGCCGCCAUCCCCGACGUGCGCUUCGUGCAGCUCAUCUCGGCCGGCUCGGACCGCUGGGUCGGGCAUGACAAGUAUCGGGACCCCCGGGUCGUGUUUUGCUCGGGGAGCGGCUGCCACGCCCCCCAGAUCGCCGAAUGGGUCAUCGCCUCCUGGCUCGCCUCGGAGCACCACUUUGACGUCUACAAGCAGCAGCAGUUGCAGAGGCACUGGUCCGCCCGCGUCGCCGACCACCCCGUCACCGACUCCAUGGGCCGGCGCAUGGCCGUCUUCGGCUACGGCGCCAUCGGCCGCCACUGCGCACAGCUCGGCCGCGCCCUCGGCAUGGACGUCGUCGCCUACACGCGCCGCCCGCGCCCCACGCCCGCCUCGCGCCGCCUCGACCCGGGCUCCUACGCCGUCCCCGGCACCGGCGACCCGGACGGCGUCAUCCCCUCGCGCUGGUUCCACGGCGAGGACGACCCCGCCGCCGCACUCGCCGACAUGCUCCGCCUCGGCGUCGACCUGCUCGUCCUCGCCGUGCCCCUCUCCGACUCGACCCGCGGGCUCGUCGGCCGCCGCGAGUUUGACCUCAUGCGCGACGUUGCCGCUGGCGUUGCUGGCGUCGAUUCGGCGACCACUACCGCCGCCGCCGCCGCCGCCGCCACCGGUAGCGAGAGCACCACGGGACAGAAGGCGAUGCGCCGCCCCCCGCCGUUCCUGUGCAACAUCGCCCGCGGCCCCAUCGUCGAUUCCCUCGCCCUCGUCGACGCCCUGCGCGACGGCUCCCUUCGCGGCGCCGCCCUCGACGUCACCGACCCGGAGCCCCUGCCCGCCGACCACCCGCUGUGGACCGCCCCCAACGUCUUCAUCACCCCGCACGUCGCCUGGCAGUCGACCGGCAUCAUCGACCGCAUCGCCGGCCUGAUCCUCGAGAACCUGACGCGCCUGGACGAGGGCCGUCCCCUGCUCAACCAAAUCAAGAAGUGAAAGGGGGAGGGGUGGGGUGCUAGCUUGGGGACAGGCCCAGAAAAGAGAGGAACAGGUAGACAGGCAGCCGGCUCCGGAGGUACAUAUACAGGCCUAUACUUGAACGGCCCCCCUUCCUCAUGGUACGUUGGAAGGUGUCUUCUUCUUCUCCAUCAUCUUGUAUUUGAGACCCGAGGGGAGCUUUACCAUUAUCCUUACGCGCUGGUAUACAGGGCAUUGAUGCCCCCAUGCCAUCCACCCACCCACUCACUACAUAGGUAUAUAAAUGAUGUAUAAACCACAACAUGGAAACCCGCA
Purpureocillium takamizusanense is the source of this 2123-nucleotide messenger RNA. RefSeq lists its product as uncharacterized. Lineage: Eukaryota; Fungi; Ascomycota; Sordariomycetes; Hypocreales; Ophiocordycipitaceae. The record is from RefSeq and is a predicted model, not a curated record. The transcript is spliced from 3 exons. The coding region runs from base 6 to 1826 and encodes 606 amino acids. Gene Ontology annotation, molecular function: NAD binding.